ACAGCGUACUUCAAUACGGUACAGUGCCACUUAACAACUAACAACAACUCUAUUCUCCAAAGAAACGAAAAACUCUACAAAAAAUGGCUUUCAAGAUUGUAUUCGUUUUGGCUACUUUGUUGGCUUGUGCCUAUGCCAAACCCGGCGGUCCAGCUGCCUAUUCCAUUUCGGCACCCAGUGUCGACCACGCUUCGGUGGGACAAUCGCAGGAGCACACCGUCAAGGGUCAUUACGGUCAGUCGUCACAAUCGGACUAUUCCAGUCAUGUCCAAACGGCCCAUUCACAAUCGCAUGUACAACGUUCGAGCAUUAGCAAUGAUGCCGGUUAUGCUGCUCCAGGUCAUGUAGUCGCCGCUGCCCCUGUAGCUCAUGCCAUUGCUGCCCCAGCCAUCAGCGUGGCUCAUGCCGCUCCAGCCAUCAGCGUGGCCCAUUCAGCCCCAGCCUACUCACAUGGCAUUUCAUAUGCUGCCGCCGCUCCAGCCAUUUCUCACGGUAUCAGCUAUGCUGCCGCUGCACCCGCUGUCAUUGGACAUUCCAUCGGCCAUGCCUAUGCUGCCCCCGCCGCCAUCCAUCACGGCUUGGGUUAUGCUGGCCACGGUUAUGCCGGUCUUGGUUAUGCUGGUCAUGGAUAUGCUAGUCAUUAUGCCGCUCCUGCCUAUGCUGCCUCGCAUAGUUAUGUUGCUGCUGCUCCAGCCAUUAAAGUUGCCGCCGCUCCAGCUAUUGCCCAUGGUCCCAUUUUGGCCGGUCAUGGUUAUGCUGCACCAGCUUAUGCCACCCAUUAUGCUGCACCAGCUUUGGUGAAGGCUGCCGUUGCUGCUCCAGCUUUGGUGCAUACAUCCGUUGCCGGUCAUGGCAUUCACUAUGGUUACUAAAUGAUGUGCGCCCACCCCGCCUGACUUAUCGUUUCCGUUUCCGUUCCAACCAACCGUUAAAUGUAUUGAAUAUUCUUUUGCUUGUUUUUUACUACUCCACCUCCUCCUCCGCCGACCAGGACAUAGCACAACGCCUUUAUUUUUCUCGCCAAACUGAGCUGAGCUGAGGUUUGUUUUUCAUGGCUUUUUUCCUCUCGAAUAAAGUGAAAAGUGAAAGAAGAACACCCCUCUCCCCCCCGAUUUUUUUGUAUAUAAUGUUUCACCCCUUUAUUAAGUUCAACGACAUUAAUUGGGUAAAAA
Messenger RNA from Musca domestica (house fly), 1172 nucleotides. Its product is annotated as cuticle protein 16.5. The transcript has 5 exons. The record is from RefSeq and is a predicted model, not a curated record. The coding region runs from base 84 to 872 and encodes 262 amino acids. Lineage: Eukaryota; Metazoa; Arthropoda; Insecta; Diptera; Muscidae.